UAGUUAGUUUGAUCAAUAUCAUAAAUGAUGAAAAUAGAGUUAAAAGAUCGUCCGAUAACGCUAACUAAAGACUUAAAUACGAUUCUUUUAUCCUGGGAAAAUAUCCUAGAUGAAAAUUGCUGUGAAAACUUGGAGUUUCUAUUGUACAUUCAAGAAGAGGGAAAAUGGAAAGCUUUGUACAGAGGGCCUAAAAUUACUUACAAAGUCAAAAAUUUAACACCACAAACCGUUUAUAAGUUUCAAUUAAAAUUAUUUCAAGAUGAAAUUGAAAUUGGAGAUGUUAUUUUUAAAUCAGCCACAGAAUUCGAACCGUAUCGGGUUCAUCAUAUUACGAGGGCUAUUUCACAAGGAAAAACUUCGUUAUUAAGAAAAAUAGUUAAUCAGCGUCCAAUUCUUUUAGAAACUCCAAACAAGCAAGGAAAAACACCCUUAGUUUUUGUAAUUGAACGAAACGACUUAUCAACAACGACUUUUUUAAUAACAUUAGGAGCAAAUAUCAAUUCUCCUUUAUUAGGAAAUUUAAGAACGCCGUUAAUGAUCGCUUUAUUUCGAGGAUAUUUACAAAUAGCUUCGUUAUUAAUCGAUAAAGGUGCCGAUGUUAACCAAACUGAUUGUAACGGGUUAACACCGUUUCAUUACGCCGUUGAUUCUGGUUUAUUAAUUUCUGUAAAAUUCGCCGUUGAACAAAAACUUAAUAUUAAUGCUAAAGAUAAUCAAGGAUGGACGCCGUUAUUAAGAGCUGUAAUUUUGGAAAGUGAUGAUAAAAUUGUCAAAUUCUUAAUUAAAAAUGGAGCCGAUACCAAUAUUCGUGAUAAAAACGGGUUUGGAUUUAGCGAACAUUGUAAAAUGACGAAAAGGUAUCGCUGGUGUAAAAUUAAUUUGGAAGAUAUUAAAAUGAAUUUUCAUUUAGAAGAGGGCGUUAAUUAA
Messenger RNA from Onthophagus taurus, 927 nucleotides. RefSeq names its product fibronectin type 3 and ankyrin repeat domains 1 protein. Gene Ontology annotation, molecular function: protein binding. NCBI's taxonomy places the organism in Eukaryota, Metazoa, Arthropoda, Insecta, Coleoptera, Scarabaeidae. The record is from RefSeq and is a predicted model, not a curated record.